Lichtheimia ornata is the source of this 591-nucleotide messenger RNA. RefSeq lists its product as uncharacterized. The record is from RefSeq and is a predicted model, not a curated record. NCBI's taxonomy places the organism in Eukaryota, Fungi, Mucoromycota, Mucoromycetes, Mucorales, Lichtheimiaceae. Bases 1 to 591 code for a protein of 196 amino acids. The transcript is spliced from 4 exons.
AUGAGUGAGAUGGUCAAGCUUGCUGGCACUGUAGAAGAUGCCAACAAGAUGUCAAGAGCUUCGGAUCAGAGCAAACCUUGGGCUGAGACUUUGCGACUUCUGCCACGAAGUUCCUUACCGCAAAGGUCACUGCGUACGCCACCUAUGCUUGAAUACAACGCCAGGAAGGAUGCUGAGGCUAAGCAGCAGCACAAGAAGGUUAUGGCAAGAUUUGCCGCUCUCAAGUAUUUGGGCAAAGAGCACAACGAAAUCGAUGUCGACGAGCUUAUGGGCAGCUCUAGCAAACAAUGUAAGAAUGACAUUUGGAGAUCAUGGCCUUGCUCGAUACGGGGUUGCACCCAUUCCCUUGUCAAUAAAAAUUUCGUUGUCACCAAUAACUUUGAGAUUACUCCUACUGAUGGUUCAAUCCAUUUAGCAGCCGAUGGUUUGACAGUGCCUAGAACAGGCUCCAUCAAAGAUGUGAAUGUCGAGUACUCUGAUAAAAAUUUUCUCAUUCGUUCGAGGCGCGAUAGCACUGUCAUUGAUCCCGAGCCUUAUGAACCCAACAACUCACCAGCAGGCACGAAUGAGCAGAGAGAUGCUUUCUUUUAA